AUGCAUACAAACGACAAUCCUCAGUUGUCAAUAGCCCAGUCCUCUGGUGCAAUCAUCAAAACGUCACUUACCACAGGACCCUGCGCGGAUAACUUCAAACGUCAACGGCCCAACAUCGACAAAUCAACCCAAGAGCUCACAUGCAGUGACGUUACUGAAUCCCCAGGGUCUAGUUUCAAACUGGAUGCAAUACUCCGUUCGACCAACGUGGAAUUCUCUCAGAGUCCCCUCGAUCCCUCUCCACCAGAGCUUAAAGACCCUUAUGACGACGACCUUUUCGAUGAUCUGGAGUUGGACCAAUACCUCGAGAGUCUCACUGGACCCGUCUCCAUUGAACACUCUGGACCUUCGCUAUCUCUGGACGAUACAGAUGAAUUCGAUCUGAAACAAUCUGACGAAGAUGCUCUGGAUGAGCUUUUGAAGCAGGAUACUUAG
Messenger RNA from Fusarium graminearum PH-1, 435 nucleotides. RefSeq lists its product as uncharacterized. NCBI's taxonomy places the organism in Eukaryota, Fungi, Ascomycota, Sordariomycetes, Hypocreales, Nectriaceae. The record is from RefSeq and is a predicted model, not a curated record. The transcript has 3 exons. Bases 1 to 435 code for a protein of 144 amino acids.